CCGAAUCUAUGCUUUAUAACAUUCCCCCGUUAUAUUAUUCCCAUAUUAGCCACAUAAAAUAUUCACCCUUUUCCCGAAUCUACACUUUAUAACGUUCCCUCAUUUCAGCAAAUCCCUACCACUUCACUCUCCUUUGUCUCCAAAUUUUACCAAACUUUUGCUUGAAUUUUGGCACAGAAAAAUAGAAAAUCAUGUCUUUAACCAUUAAAUUGCACAUUUCUAAUCACUCAAAUUUCUUAGCUCAACCCAAAAUUCAUCAGAACCCCACCAAAAUUCUCCCCAAGUAUAUCUACCAAACAAACCCAUUAAGACCCAUUGUUCUAAAUCAAACCAAAAUGUCAUCAAUUUCUUCCCAAUCCAAAAGGGUGAUAAAAAAUUCUUUAAUUGACCCAGAUGGUGGUUCUUUGAUUGAUCUUGUUGUGCCUGAAAAUGAGAGAAAUUUGAGGGUUUCUGAGGCUGAAUCAUUGCCUAAAAUUAGGUUAACAAAGAUUGAUUUAGAAUGGGUUCAUGUUCUAAGUGAAGGUUGGGCUAGUCCCCUUAAAGGGUUUAUGAGGGAAAAUGAAUAUUUGCAGAGUUUACAUUUCAAUUCAUUGAGAUUGGCAGAUGGGUCUUUUGUUAAUAUGAGUUUGCCCAUUGUUUUGGCUAUUGAUGAUAAAGCUAAAGAUGAUAUUGGUUCAUCUCCAAAUGUUGCUUUGGUUGCCCCUAAUGGUGAUUUAGUUGCCAUUUUGCGAAGUAUUGAGAUAUACAAACAUAAUAAAGAGGAAAGAAUAGCUAGAACAUGGGGAACUACUGCUCCUGGAUUGCCUUAUGCUGAAGAGGUUAUUACACCUGCUGGAAAUUGGCUCAUAGGAGGAGAAUUGGAAGUAUUGAAAGAAAUCAAAUACAAUGAUGGUCUCGAUCAAUACAGGAUUUCUCCUAAAGAGCUUCGAAAGGAGUUUGACAGGCGUGAAGCUGAUGCAGUUUUCGCUUUCCAGCUUAGAAAUCCAGUUCAUAAUGGGCAUGCUUUGCUGAUGAAUGAUACACGUCAGAGGUUACUGGACAUGGGCUAUAAGAAUCCUAUUCUCUUGCUACAUCCUUUGGGAGGUUUCACCAAGGCUGAUGAUGUGCCCUUGGAUGUUCGGAUGGAGCAACAUAGCAAGGUUCUAGAAGAUGGAGUUCUUGAUCCGGAGACUACUGUUGUGGCCAUAUUCCCAUCUCCCAUGCAUUAUGCUGGUCCAACUGAAGUACAGUGGCAUGCCAAAGCUCGAAUUAAUGCUGGUGCUAAUUUUUACAUUGUUGGUCGUGAUCCUGCCGGUAUGGGUCAUCCAACAGAGAAAAGAGAUCUCUAUGAUCCUGACCAUGGAAAGAAAGUUUUGAGCAUGGCACCUGGGUUGGAGAAGUUGAACAUUCUACCAUUUAGGGUUGCAGCAUAUGAUACUAUGGCAAAGAAGAUGUCUUUCUUUGAUCCUUCUCGUGCUAAAGAUUUCCUCUUCAUUUCUGGAACCAAGAUGCGUUCUUUUGCAAGAACUGGAGAGAACCCUCCUGAUGGCUUUAUGUGCCCCGGAGGAUGGAAGGUAUUGGUCAAUUAUUACGCAAGUCUACAAGAGGUAGAGAGUAAGCAGCCAGCUACAGUGUCUGCAUAGAGCAGAUGGCUAGAUGCACAAGUUUCUACUGUAAUGUAGGUCAAUAUAAGUGAUUAUGAGGCUCUGAACACACAAGGCUACAAGAUGAUUAAGCUAGCAUAGGACUAUCAGAAUUCCUUCCGUCAGGCAUCAACGAGUAUCACACAUCAACUCUUUGGGGUUUGCCCCCGGCGUUUUUCUCUUGUUUUCCUUAAUUGGUGACCCUGCCUCUUUUCAUUUUCUGGUUUAGAGUUUUUGUUGGGGUCUUAACUUUUUUUCCCUAGUUGAACAAAUGAUGAUUGAUAAUUGAUUCCGGAUUCUUUACUUGUUCUUUUACCUCUACAUCUAAGGAAUUUUUUAUUGGUAUUGUUGAGUUAAAAAAA
Molecule: messenger RNA, 1984 nt
Organism: Chenopodium quinoa (quinoa)
Lineage: Eukaryota; Viridiplantae; Streptophyta; Magnoliopsida; Caryophyllales; Amaranthaceae
Product: ATP sulfurylase 2-like
Exons: 5
Coding region: 192-1622 (476 amino acids)
Biological process (GO): sulfate assimilation
Molecular function (GO): sulfate adenylyltransferase (ATP) activity; adenylylsulfate kinase activity
Source: RefSeq, a predicted model, not a curated record